Messenger RNA from Sitophilus oryzae (rice weevil), 1720 nucleotides. Its product is annotated as sialin-like. Gene Ontology annotation, biological process: transmembrane transport; monoatomic anion transport. Gene Ontology annotation, molecular function: transmembrane transporter activity. Bases 243 to 1670 code for a protein of 475 amino acids. Gene Ontology annotation, cellular component: plasma membrane. Lineage: Eukaryota; Metazoa; Arthropoda; Insecta; Coleoptera; Curculionidae. The transcript is spliced from 9 exons. The record is from RefSeq and is a predicted model, not a curated record.
CAACCUUCCUCUGGAAUAGAGGACAGUUUUGGCCAUUAACUCACAGUUUAAACGGAAGGUAAAAUGUUAUGUGGAGACUUUAUGAUAAUAUUAUUAUUAUAAUUAAAAAUACCAAAUUGCAAAUAGAAAAUAAACUGAGUAUUUACACGCAAUAAUCAAGCUCCAAAAUCUCAUAAAAAUAUUUCUUAAGCCAGGUUAAUGUUUAAUAACAAGGAUUAUCUACUAAAAUUACUUUACGUGAAAUGGACAAUAAAUUAGCUGCAGAAUAUGAUCAGAGUUCUUUUCCAUCAAAGUGGUCAUUCUGGAAACACAGGAGAUAUGUAGUUGCAUUUAUGGCAUUUUUUGGGUUCUUUAAUGCAUAUGCUUUAAGAGUAAAUUUGAGCAUUGCUAUAGUUGCUAUGACAUCGGAUAGAUAUGAAACUUUGGAAAAUGGCACCGUUAUUAACAUUGGGCCAGAAUUUGAUUGGAGCAACGAAAUACAAGGCUACAUUCUCAGCUCAUUCUUCUACGGAUACAUCACUACUCAACUAUUAGGAGGAUACUUCUCAGCAAAAUAUGGCGGAAAACUUAUUUUCGGUACGGGAAUAGCUGUAACAGCAGCACUAACUAUUAUCACACCAUGGUUAGCUACAACCAAUGUCUAUCUUUUACUCGCUGUCCGAAUAAUCGAAGGAGUAUUUGAGGGUGUUACAUAUCCAAGUUUGCAUGCAAUUUGGUCUAAAUGGGCACCACCUUUAGAGAGAACCAGAUUAUCUAUGCUUGCCUCGUCUGGUAGUUAUGUUGGAACUGUCGUAGCUAUGCCUUUGAGUGCUUUACUGGCUGAAGCGUUUGGUUGGAGUAGUAUAUUUUACUUUUUUGGUGUUCUGGGACUAAUAUGGUAUACUCUGUGGAUGGUUAUAGUAGCAAAUGCACCUGAUAAUGAUUCGAAUAUUAGCGAUUGGGAGCUUAAAUAUAUUCAGUCUUCUAUGGAAGUAAAUUCUAGUGAUAAAUUACAAGAAAUUACCGUUCCAUGGAAAUCGAUAUUUUCUUCUAAAGCCGUGUGGUCAAUAUGUGUGGCAAACUUCAGCGAAAAUUGGGGCUUCUACACUUUCAUGACACAAUUACCAAAAUUCUUAAAUGAUAUUUACAGUUUUAAAUUGGGCACGUCAGGUUUUCUUUCCAGUCUUCCCUAUGUCGCAAUGUCGAUAAUGGUUGCAUUGUCAGGACAAAUAGCUGAUUUUCUCAUAACUAGACAAUAUCUAACGGUUACUCAGACAAGAAAAUAUUUCAAUUUCUUCGGAUUUGUGGCACAAUUUAUUUUCCUGAUGGCUGUCACCUUCGUAUUUAACAGCACCGUUACAGUAAUGUGUUUAUCCAUGGCUGUAGGCCUAGGUGCCUUUGCAUGGGCAGGAUUCAGUGUAAAUCCUCUGGAUAUAGCUCCACAAUAUGCCAGCGUACUGUUAGGCAUAAGCAAUACCUUUGGAACCAUGCCUGGCAUUAUGAGUCCAAUUGUGUCUGGAUAUAUUAUCUCCAAUAACCCUACGAUUUACGAAUGGAGGGUAGUAUUUUUUAUUUCGGCCGGAUUAUACUUGUUUGGCGCUUUCUUUUUUGUAUCGUGUGCUUCAGGAGAACUACAACCAUGGGCCAAAUCCAAAGAACAAGAAGAGAAUAAACCAAAUUCGAUCAAGUGAUAUUAUAAAAAUAUAUAAUUUAUUAUAAACUCACCGGCAAAAAAAAAACG